Messenger RNA from Rhododendron vialii, 1320 nucleotides. RefSeq names its product 5'-methylthioadenosine/S-adenosylhomocysteine nucleosidase-like. The transcript is spliced from 8 exons. Lineage: Eukaryota; Viridiplantae; Streptophyta; Magnoliopsida; Ericales; Ericaceae. Gene Ontology annotation, molecular function: methylthioadenosine nucleosidase activity. The record is from RefSeq and is a predicted model, not a curated record. The coding region runs from base 121 to 864 and encodes 247 amino acids. Gene Ontology annotation, biological process: nucleoside metabolic process.
CUCUCUCUCUCCUCUUGAAAUAGGGGGGCUCAUCAGUUUUCGAAACCCACCUCGUACCUUCUCGUCGACUCCACGGCUAAGGCUCCGCCCGAAGAGGAAUCCAGUGCUUCAGAGGAAACCAUGGAUAACCGCUCCAUUUCCACCGUCGUCAUCAUAAUAUCUAUGCAGACCGAAGCGAUUCCUCUUGUGAACAAAUUCCAGCUUAAGGAGGACCUCAAUCCCGUGUUCCCAAUGGGGGUUCCUUGGGUUCGCUACUUUGGUACUUACAAAGACCUGAAUAUCAAUGUAAUCUGGCCUGGAAAAGAUACGAUUUUGGGAGUUGAUAGUGUAGGCACGAUUUCAGCAUCUCUUGUGACCUAUGCUUCUAUCCUUGCGUUGCAGCCAGACCUUAUCAUAAACGCUGGCACAGCCGGUGGCUUUAAGUGCUUUGAUAUGUAUUCCACAUUGAUGUUUAGCUGUUUCCAGGCCAAAGGAGCUAGUAUAGCUGAUAUUUUUCUUGCAUCGGAUGUUGCCUUCCAUGAUAGAAGGAUACCCAUCCCUGUUUUUGAUCUGUAUGGAGUUGGUUUGCGGCAGGCUUUCCCAACACCCAAUCUCGCGAAGACACUUAACCUCAAGGUUGGCAAAUUGACUACUGGCGACUCAUUGGAUACGUCACCCAAGGAUGAAGCAUCAAUUGUUUCAAAUGAUGCAACAAUUAAAGACAUGGAGGUAAGUUCUCGAUCAUUUCUUCUCUCCAUCGGUUGCUGUUUAUGUCCAUAUCGAGGUUUUUUUAAGUUUUUUUUAUGCAAGUUUUCAAUUAAAGACUCUGUUGAGCCUGUUCUUGUAUAUGUUUCGUGUUGCAGGGAGCAGCAGUUGCUUAUGUAGCGGAUCUUUUGAAGGUUCCUGCAAUAUUUGUUAAAGCCGUAACUGAUAUAGUGGAUGGUGAUAAACCGACAGUGGUCGAAUUUUUGCAGAAUUUGUUGGCGGUAACGGCUGCACUUGACCAAGCAGUUACGGAGGUUGUAGAUUUCAUCAAUGGGAGGUGCAUCUCCGAACUUUGAUAAAUUCAUACUGGACGCGGCUUCCUUCUUGGUCCAAACAGUCUGCCCCACUAUAUCAAUAUUUUGAUGAUCCGAGCCUUCCAUUUUGGAGGCCCCGAUGUGCAGAUUAUCCGUACCAAAAAACAGAGUUAAGGCAAUUACCAAUAUCGGGUUACCUUGAUUUUGUGCACGUGUCAAAAGUGUUUGAUGAACAUUUUUUUCUGUUACUCCUAAAUGCCAUCUGAUUGAAGAGUAAUUUAAAUGUAAAGUGGCAAUAAAGCUGUGAGUAGGUGAUUGUUUC